Lytechinus variegatus (green sea urchin) is the source of this 4098-nucleotide messenger RNA. RefSeq names its product cubilin-like. The record is from RefSeq and is a predicted model, not a curated record. NCBI's taxonomy places the organism in Eukaryota, Metazoa, Echinodermata, Echinoidea, Temnopleuroida, Toxopneustidae. Bases 199 to 4098 code for a protein of 1299 amino acids. The transcript has 13 exons.
UCUCCUAAUCAUCCGGGCAAUUAAUAUAACAAUCUCAACGUAAGAUGGUUUGUAAGUGCUCCUCCUUCAUAUCGAAUAAGACUUGGUUUCAUCUCCUUUUCAACCUAUCGGAAUGACUUUCCAAGAGUGAAUGAUGGAUGGACAUCGGACUUUUCAAGCUCAACUGAAUUGUAUCGUCUAUCUGGUAGGUCAUUACCCAUGUUACCUGCUGAUAUCAUAUCGAAUGGAUCCUAUCUCUGGCUGCAAUUUACCACAGAUAGUUACUGGAUGUCUACAGGAUUCAAGGCCAACUUGACAGCUGAGAUUAGAUCCUUCACCUUCACGACUAUCCAUUUAACGGCUGGGGCAGAAACCUCUUUAAACUCCACUGAUUAUCCUGAAGAUGAAGACAUUCUGGUGAACAUUACAUCUCCUGCAAACAGCCAAAUCCAACUUCUUAUUACGACCGAUCCAAACCAAACUAAUCAUGGUAAUGAUGUAGUUUAUCUAUACGAAGGAUGGACAUCGAAUCAGGUUGUACCAACGCAAAGAUGGGAUCUAUCUGCAUCAUCUUUCCCGGUGAAUAUUACAUCACAGGGGUCGUACAUGUGGAUACAAUUUAAUUGUAACGCUGGCAAAAGAAGGGACAACUUCCAGGUCGUUGCAUCUUCUCAGAUCCGAACUAUCCAUUUGCAAGAUGAAGGUAGUGAACUCUUCCAGUCUCCUAAUCAUCCGGGCAGUUACUACAACAAUCUCAACGUGAGAUGGUUUGUAAGUGCUCCUCCUGCAUAUCGAAUAAGACUUCGUUUCAUCUCCUUUUCAAUCCCUUGGAGUGACUUUCUAAGAGUGAAUGAUGGAUGGACAUUGGACUUUUCAAACUCAACUGAAUUGUAUCGUCUAUAUCAUGUAUAUGGUAGAUCAUUACCCAUGUUACCUGCUGAUAUCAUAUCGAAAGGAUCCUAUCUCUGGCUGCAAUUCACCACAAAUAAUUACUGGAGAUCUACAGGAUUCAAGGCCAACUUGAUAGCUGAGAUUAGAUCUAUCAGUUUGCUACCCGGAAAUGUAAGAUACAUUCAGUCUCCUAAUUACCCGUCCAACUACACCAACAAAACUAACGUUAGGUGGCUAGUAAGUGUUCCUACUCCAUAUCAAGUAAUACUUCAUUUUACUCAUUUCUCAACCGAGGAGAAUUGUGACUUCGUUUGCGUGAGGGAUGGAUGGACAUCAGACUAUUCAAACUCAACAAGAGUGGCAUCUCUGUCAGGAGAUUUGAAUCCAGAUGACAUCGUUUCAAGAGGAUCAUAUCUUUGGGUUAAUUUCACCAGUGAUGACUGGGUUACUAGUACGGGAUUCGAAGCACAACUUACACCAUUCCGAAAUAUCAGUUUGCAGCCUUGGAAUUAUGCAUCCAUUCAGUCUCCUAAUCACCCAUCAUUCUACUACAACAAUAUCAACAUACGGUGGUUUGUGAACGUACCUUCUCCAUAUCAAGUACGAGUUAACUUUACCAAUUUCUCAACCGAGAAGGAUCAUGACUUCGUUUACGUGAGUGAUGGAUGGACAUCAGACUAUUCAAACUCAACAAGAGUGGCAUCUCUAUCUGGACAUUUGAGUCCAGAUGACGUCAUAUCAAGAGGAUCAUAUCUUUGGAUUGAAUUUACCAGUGACGAUAGGAAUCGUUAUACAGGAUUCCAAGCCCGAAUGACACCCUUUCGAACUAUUCGUUUGCAGCCUUGGAAUGUUACAUCCAUUCAGUCUCCUAAUAGGCUUCAGCACCCGUAUUUCUACUACAACAAUAUCAACAUACGAUGGUUCAUAAGUGUUCCUCCUGCAUAUCAAGUAAGACUUAACUUCACCCGAUUGUCAACCCAGAAUGAUCAUGACUUCGUUUACGUGAGGGAUGGAUGGACAUCGGACUAUACAAGUUCAACACAACUUGCAUCUCUAUCUGGAUAUUCUUCAAGACCAGAUGACAUCAUAUCUAAUGGGUCAUAUCUGUGGGUUCAGUUUACAAGCAUGACAAGUGAUGAACAGAAUAGAGGUGCAGGAUUCAGAGCUAACCUGAUUUCUGAAUUACGUGCUAUCCAUUUGAAAGUUGGGAAAGUAGCUGUUAUCCAGUCUCCUAAUCACCCACGCCUGUAUUACAACGAUCUUAACAUACGCUGGUCUGUGAGUGUUCCUCCUGCAUAUCAAGUGAGGCUUCAUUUCAACAACUUCUCAACAGAAGAGGGUCAUGACUUCAUGAUCGUGAAUGAUGGAUGGACACCGAUCUACACAAGCUCAGCUGAAAGGGGACGUUUAAGUGGAAGCAUUAAUCCGGGUGAUAUCGUAUCGAAUGGAUCUUAUCUUUGGGUUCAAUUCACCACCGAUGACCAGGGAAGAUCAAAUGGAUUCAGGAUACUGCUGACGACCGAGCUACGAUCUAUCCACUUGCAGGAUGGGGAAAGCGGAUCGAUUGAGUCUCCAAAUUAUCCAAACAAUUACUACAACAAUCUCAAUGUAAGAUGGCUUGUGAGUGUUCCUCCUGGAUAUAAAGUACGACUUAAUUUCAUCUCCUUCUCAACCCGUUCGAAUGACUUUGUUAGAGUGAGGGAUGGGUGGACAUCGGACUUUUCGAGCUCAACUGAAAGAAGCAGUCUGUCUGGAAGUAUUGAUCCAGGUGACAUCGUAUCGAAUGGAUCGUAUCUCUGGGUUCAAUUCACGACUAAUGAUCAGGGCAGAUCAGAAGGAUUCAGGGCACUUCUGACGACUGAGCUACGAUCUUUCCACUUGCAGGAUGGGAAGGGUAGAACAAUCGAGUCUCCUAAUUAUCCUAACCAUUAUUACAACAAUCUCAAUGUAUCAUGGUCUGUGAGUGUUCCUCCUGCAUACCAAGUUAGACUUCACUUCAGCUCCUUUCAAACCGAGUCGAAUAAAGACUUCGUUAAGGUGAGAGAUGGAUGGACAUCAGACUAUUCAAGCUCAACGCAACUGGCAUCUUUAUCAGGAGAUUUGAGUCCAGGUGACAUCAUAUCAAGAGGAUCGUAUCUCUGGGUUUAUUUCACCUGUGAUGAUGAACGCAACUUUUCUGGAUUCACUGUCAACAUUACGACUGAAUUACGAACUAUUCAGUUGAACACCACUGGUGAGGCAGUGCUCACAUCACCGGAUUCACCUGAUAAUGGCGACUACAGUAUCAAUGUGACAUGGUUUGUUGUUGCUCCAUCACCCUACCGCGUUGGGAUUGAUUUUAGUGAUUUCUCUAGCUUGGAGAACGGAGACCUUGUAACUCUACGCGAAGGAUGGACGUCAAAUUAUUCACAUUCAACUCUGAGGGACUCUACACCACCUAUCUCCACGGCGAUUGCAUCUGUAGGGUCAUAUCUUUGGAUCCAAUUUACAACCCUGCCUCAAAACAAGAUCACAGGAUUCCGUGCAUCGCUCUUUGUCGUGAUUCCCGUCAUUUAUGUAGAUACCGCGAAGACAGAAUCCCUGAAGUCACCUAAUUACCCAGCUCAGUACCACAACAGCCUUGACCUAAUGUGGCAGGUGAUCGCCCCAGAAAACCAUCAAGUUUCGUUGCUUUUCGUUGAUUUGGAGAUUGAACUAUCUCGAGACAUCCUAUAUCUGUUCGAGGGACAAUCCCCAGAAUUUGAGAUGUCUGAGAUGGUAAGGCCGAAUAUUUCUGGAUCCGAUCUACCGCAAAAUAUCACAUCUGUAGGAUCUUUUCUCUGGAUUCGAUUUACCAGCGAUGGGGCAUCGGAGGGAACCUACAGAGGGUUUGACAUUAUGUUGAUUGCAAACCCAAUACCAGAACAUGUAGAACACUUGAUGUCGGAUAAUCAUGCAGCGACAAUAUCAUCAGUGUUGGUGACACUUCUUCUGUCCAUAGUUUUCCUCUUAUAUAUCAUAUGGAAGAAAAGAACUAAGGACGAGCAAGACGAUGGACAACAAGAGGGGCAGUACAUGGACCUAACACCAUCUGUUACGUCAUCACCAAACUACGAAGCUUUAGGAUCUGUUCGGCUUUCAAAGACAAAGGAGAGUCCGACGUACGAGAACAAAUCAGUUGUGAGACAUCAUCAAAAUAUUCACGGAAUAACUACAAAAGAUGAGCAUCCAUAUGAGCUUCCAAACUAA